Molecule: messenger RNA, 1589 nt
Organism: Ctenocephalides felis (cat flea)
Lineage: Eukaryota; Metazoa; Arthropoda; Insecta; Siphonaptera; Pulicidae
Product: tubulin alpha chain-like
Exons: 3
Coding region: 429-1589 (386 amino acids)
Biological process (GO): microtubule cytoskeleton organization; mitotic cell cycle
Cellular component (GO): cytoplasm; microtubule
Molecular function (GO): GTP binding; structural constituent of cytoskeleton
Source: RefSeq, a predicted model, not a curated record
UGAUCGGUGGUAUCUGUUUAAGAUAUAUUCUGUAUAUUGCGCAAAGUUAUUUAUAUAAUGUUCAUAGCGCGUUAUGUGUUUAAUUAAAACAAUAUUCUGUGCAUGUGUAAACAUUUCAUAAUAUAUAAAAGUAUACCAAUAUACUCGUAUUAUGGUAGUUAUUAAGUGGGUGGCAUUCAAAUGUUUCCUGCAUCGAAAGACCGGCCGAGCAAAGGAUUUCUAUCAAAAGAGAAUGCAUCAAUCUGCACGUGGGCCAAGCUGGAGUACAAAUAGGCAACGCGACUUGGGAACUUUACUGUCUGGAACACGGUAUUAAACCAAAUGGUAUAUUGACUGAUCCUAGUGAAAGAUCAAUUUGGCAAGCGGACAACUGUUACACAUCAUUUUUCAAUGAGAGUGCCAAUGGUCAACUGGUACCAAGAAGCGUUAUGGUUGACCUAGAACCGACGGUUAUCGAUGAAAUUCGCGUGGGCACUUAUAGGAACCUUUACAACACAGAUCAACUAAUAACUGCUAAAGAAGAUGCUGCCAAUAACUAUGCUCGCGGUCAUUAUUCAAUCGGGCGUGAUGUCAUAAACAAUGUUAUGGAUCGCAUACGCAAGCUCUCCGAACAAUGUAGAGGUUUACAAGGUUUCUUUGUAUUCCAUUCUUUUGGAGGUGGCACUGGAUCAGGUUUUUCCUCAUUGUUAAUGCAGAAACUCAAUGAUACUUACCAUAAGAAAUGUAAGUUACAAGUAGCAGUAUAUCCAGCGCCGAAGGUUUCGACGGCUGUUGUGGAACCCUACAAUGCCAUUUUGACUACACAUGCAACAAUUGCAGCAGCGGAUGUGGCAUUUAUGGUCGAUAACGAAGCUAUUUAUGAUAUCUGUCGAACUAAGCUAGGCAUUGAACGACCCCGCUACACUAAUUUAAACCGUUUGAUCAGUCAGGUGGUUUCCUCAAUUACUGCUUCUCUUCGGUUUGAUGGGAAAUUAAACGUCGAUUUAUCUGAAUUCCAGACAAAUCUUGUGCCAUACCCGAGAAUUCACUUUCCUCUAGCAUCCUAUGCCCCAAUUAUUUCAGUAGCUAAAGCUUAUCAUGAAGGCAUGAGUGUCAACGAGAUCACAAUUGAAUUGUUUAACGAUACCAACCAAAUGGUGAAAUGCGAUGCCAAAAAAGGUAAAUAUAUGGCUUGCUGUAUGCUCUAUCGUGGAGAUGUCGUACCAAAAGAUGUAAAUGCUGCCAUAACUAUUCUUAAAGAAAAAAAAUGCAUCAAAUUUGUUGAUUGGUGUCCAACCGGUUUUAAAAUUGGCAUAAAUAAUCAGCCUCCGACCGCUGUUCCUACAGGCGAUUUAGCUCCAGUUAAAAGGGCUGUUUCUAUGUUGUCAAAUACUACGGCUAUUCAACAUGCUUGGGCCAAAUUGAACAAGAAAUUUGACCUGAUGUAUGCAAAAAGAGCAUUUGUCCACUGGUACGUUAGCGAAGGUAUGGAAGAGGGAGAAUUUAUCGAGGCCCGACAAGAUCUAAGUGCAUUAGAAAAAGAUUACGAAGAGGUAUCUAGCGAUUUUAUAGAUGGAAUUGAUCUCGACUAUCAGACAACGGAACUUUAA